UCUCGGCCGUUAGAAGGCUGACAGCUCAGAGGUGCCUCCUCGGACUGCUUUAUCAUGAUGACUCUCAUCUCCUCCUCAGGAGUUUUCCUACAGCAAGUCACCAUGUCAGCAGCAGCUGGAAUCAAAGGGCAUCUUCUGUUGGGGGGAAAUCUGAUCCUGUUGCUUUCCCUUGUGACCCUUGCAGCCACUGCCGAUGUGGAAGGAAGCACAACGUCAGCCAUUGGAUACAAGCAGGACAAUGCAGAUGAAAACACAACAGAACCCUCUUUGAUUUCAACACAGUGGCCUGAAGAUGCAAAUACGGAGUCAAACUUCCAGCAAGAGGAUGCACCAACCAAUGGAGAAGAUGCACUUACAACAGAAGCAGUGACAACAGUGGAAGCCCUUACCACUAUCGGCAGUAUGGGAUCCAGUAGUCCUGCAGAGGUUACUAAAGCUGAGCAGUCAUCUGUUGACCAUGAGAAGAGGACAGAUGUUGAGAAGAAAGAUUAUCGUGAUCCAAUUUUCUAUUACGAUUAUCCCUCCCUGCGCAAAUGGGGUCUGAUUGCUGCUGCCAUUCUCUUCAUCCUUGGCAUUCUCAUUCUCACCUGUGGUAAACAAGGAAAAUUCCCAAGAUGCCGAGGAAAGAAGCGGGCAAGAACCUAUGAUGUGACACAGGCCUGAAACCACAUCCUUAUGAGAUGUGAACUGGGACUAGCUUCAGUCUAUAUGUGGAUGGCUCAUGGGGUCACCCUUCCUAUUUUUCUCCUGUAGGGGAAAAAUGACUACCUAGAUCCCCUUAAACCAUUCUGCUCCUUGCCUGACCUUCCAACAUGUCCUUUUUAAUUGGCUGUACAAUAUCUGUCCAUUUCCCCCCUGGCCCUAUGCAUAAGCUAUUCAUAACAUUAAACAAGUCCCCCCGUAGAACCAGAAAACUUGUACAUUCUUACUUCUUCUCUUCAUCCAACCUCAGAUUCAGAAAGACUUUAGUUGGCGUGUGCAUCGUAGGAAUGGGCGUUGCUGCUCCACGCCAAGAAAAACCCCUUUGUGAUAAUUCUGUUCAAAGAAGUCUUCAAGUUCUGUACUUGUAAUAAAAUUUGGGCGAGGUUUGUUUUUUCUUCA
Pogona vitticeps (central bearded dragon) is the source of this 1101-nucleotide messenger RNA. NCBI's taxonomy places the organism in Eukaryota, Metazoa, Chordata, Lepidosauria, Squamata, Agamidae. The record is from RefSeq and is a predicted model, not a curated record.